UACCACCCAUUCAAGCUUUUAACUUUUAUCCGAUCUAUGGCCAAUGCAUUUCUCAAAAAACCUCACCUUUCCAUCACUCUGCAGAACCCUACAUUCCGCCAUAUCCACAUCUCCUAACCCCACAAUUACCUCCAUGGAAGUAGAAGUCAAGCUCCGUUUACCAAACGCCGUUACUCACCAACGUGUCUCCUCAAUUCUCUCACCUUACCACCUCAAAACUCACGCCCAAGAGAACAUCUUCUUUGACGGAGCCAACUCCGAACUCUCCUCCAAACUCACCGUUCUCCGCCUCCGAUUCUACGAUCUCGACACCCAAUGCAUUAUCUCCCUCAAGGCUAAACCCGUAAUUUCAAACGGUAUCAGUCGCAUUGAGGAAGAUGAAGAACCUAUUGACCCUUCUAUUGGCCGGGCGUGUGUUUCGGAGCCGUGGCGGUUACCGUUGAUCAAUUCUUCAAGGAUAAUACGGAGGGUGAAAGAAGAGUAUGGAAUUGGGGAAAAGGGUUUGGUUUGUUUGGGCGGGUUUAGGAAUGUGAGAGCGGUGUAUGAGUGGAACGGGUUGAAAUUGGAGCUAGAUGAAACGCAUUAUGAUUUUGGAAUGAAUUAUGAGAUUGAAUGUGAGAGUUGUGAUCCUGAAAAAGCUAAGGAUUUGCUGGAGGAGUUUUUGAAGAGUCAUGGCAUUGAAUAUUCCUACUCCAAUGCUUCUAAAUUUGCCAUUUUCCGCUCCGGAAAAUUGCCUAAGUAAGUAAUAGUAGUAGUAAUACUGUUGUUGUAGAACUUGGCGGAAUUCGUUAUUGGUGUAUUAGAGAAAACAUUAUACAUUCCUUUUCAACAUUGAUUCUUUUCCAUAAUUGAUUAUGAAUGUGGCAACUACUAUCACUAUACUAGUGAUGUUUCCAAAAUUGGUUGUACUGAUUAUAUAUGGUACCAGCCUCAGAUUAAAAUGGCAAUGUGGAAUGAAGAUGAAUAUGUUCGAUAUAACAUGAAUAGUAAGAAUAGAAGAUGAUGGUAAUCGACAAUCGUCAUUAAGAAACUGUCUUGGAAAAUCGGAAUUUCUAAUGCAGCAACUUGAACCUUUUGUUGAAGAUCCAUUGUGUGUCAUUAUUAUCACCAGAGAGAGUUAUUUUUCUGGGAGGACUAAAUUUGAAGUUCAAUCCUAGGUCCGUAAGCCUGUUAUGCACUCCCCUGGAUUUAAAGGUAUUUACUAACUCCCAUGUUGCAGACAAGUUGGCUUCUUUGAGUCAAGUUUAUUGAUGCUUUACAGGUUUUUACUCAAUUGGAAGCCCUGCCGAGGCAAGUUAGAGGACUCGUAAAUGUUGAUAGAUUGAACUUUCCUUGGGUUAGAAUCAUAAAGAGAAGACAUAGAAUGCUGGUUUAUGAUCCACCUUAGGUUUAUCUAUUGUAUUGCCACAAUUUUUUGUGAGCCUUAUUGAUCCAAAUCUCAUAGAAUCUGUAGAACAGAUCAUUUCUAUCAACUAAUUCUAGG
This is a messenger RNA of Solanum stenotomum, 1483 nucleotides long. Its product is annotated as triphosphate tunnel metalloenzyme 3-like. Lineage: Eukaryota; Viridiplantae; Streptophyta; Magnoliopsida; Solanales; Solanaceae. The transcript has a single exon. The record is from RefSeq and is a predicted model, not a curated record. Bases 44 to 742 code for a protein of 232 amino acids.